This is a messenger RNA of Lodderomyces elongisporus, 2526 nucleotides long. Its product is annotated as histone demethylase. Gene Ontology annotation, biological process: chromatin remodeling; regulation of DNA-templated transcription. Bases 1 to 2526 code for a protein of 841 amino acids. Lineage: Eukaryota; Fungi; Ascomycota; Pichiomycetes; Serinales; Debaryomycetaceae. The record is from RefSeq and is a predicted model, not a curated record. Gene Ontology annotation, cellular component: chromatin; nucleus. The transcript has a single exon. Gene Ontology annotation, molecular function: histone H3K4me/H3K4me2/H3K4me3 demethylase activity; DNA binding.
AUGUCGAAAUUUGAUAAGAACGUGUUGACUCCAUGUCCCGUUUUACGACCCACCGAUGCAGAGUUUAUGGAUCCCAUUGGGUACUUAUCUAGCCCCGCUGCGUUGGAGCUUGGCCGAAAAUAUGGACUUGUUAAAGUUGUCCCACCUGAAAGUUGGAAACCAAGUUUCCAAAUCUCGCCUCAUUUCAAGUUCCAUGUUAGGCAACAAGUAAUAAGUGAUUUAGGAAUCACCACGAGAUCAAGAAAAUUCUUUAAAGAGAACAUCAAUAGGUUUCUCAAUAUGAGAAGGAAACGUCUUUUAAAAUUAUUUUUUAAGGUUGACGGCCACACGGUAUACUAUUAUGAUCUUUAUGCUUUGGUUGAAAAAAUGGGCGGAUUUCAAGAAAUGACCAAGCCGCGCUGGCAAGAAGUUAAUACACAUUUUGGUAUUGACCUAAAGUCUAAAGCUAUAGAGUUGGAAUAUAAUGCUACAAUCAAGAAUUAUGCAAAUUACUUGAACUGCAAUAAAGAUGUUGAAUUACCAGAAAGUGAUUCAGAAAUAGAAAUUGAAAAUGACGAACAAGACUCUGACUAUUGUUUGAUUUGUGGCGAUAACGAUAAUCCCGAGGAAACAUUACUUUGCGAUCACUGUGAUGGCGCAUUUCAUAUGGCAUGUUUGAAUCCGCCACUAACUCAAGUCCCUGCCACGAACUGGUAUUGCGAUAAAUGUUUAAUAGGAACUGGCGAAUAUGGAUUCGAAGAAGACCCCGAGAUCAAGUAUAGUAUUCCCGAGUUUUAUCGCCUUUGUAAAGAGUUUGAUAAAUCCUUUUUUGAGGAUUACAAUAACGGUUUGCCCAUGAGCGUUGAUGAAAUUGAAAACAAGUUUUGGUCCUUUGUAGAUAUUGAAAAAAGCGAUUUGGAAGUGAAAUAUGGUGCUGAUAUACAUAACUUGAAGCCAGGCGAAAUUAGUGGAUUUCCAAUGAAAACUACACCAGGUCUAGAUUUGCUGGACCCCAAGAAUCAUUUUUACAUCAAUCAUCCAUACAAUUUGACCAAGUUACCUUUUGCUAAAGGAUCACUACUAAACUACAUCAAUACAUCAAUCUCUGGUAUGACAGUACCAUGGAUAUACAUUGGUUCGUUAUUAUCAACAUUUUGUUGGCACGUUGAGGACCAUUAUACAUUAUCGGCAAAUUAUUGUCAUUUCGGUGCUGUAAAGAAGUGGUAUGGAAUUCCUUCGUCACAUUCAACGCAAUUUGAAACAUUAAUGAGAGAUUCUGCACCUGAUUUGUUCCAAAAACAACCCGAUCUUUUACACCAGUUGACUACAUUAAUGAACCCAAUGAAGUUGGUUGAAAAUGGCAUUCCUUGUGUUUAUGCCGACCAGAAUCCCAAUGAGUUUGUUAUAACUUACCCCAAAGUGUACCAUGCUGGUUUCAAUUGUGGCUUUAACUUCAAUGAGGCAGUUAAUUUUGCAAUGGACGAGUGGCUUGAGUUUGGAGAGCAGUCUAUUACAAAUUAUAAACCUAUUGGUAAAGAGAAUGUGUUUAACUUUUACGAGUUGGUUGAGAAUAUAAUAAAGCAAUUUGUCAAUGAAGAAAACAAGAUUUUUAACGAUGGUGCGAAUCACAGUUUAGAUAUGAUCAAGCGAAGCACAAAAAUAUUUGCCAAUUUUUUAAACAAACAAGAUGAGUUGUUGAAGCAGAUACACAAGUUCAAUUUGAAUAUACAAUACAGACCAAAGGUUUAUAGGGCUCGAGAGUUUGAGCUGGAGCAAAGUGGGAAAAUUAUGGAUUAUUCAGAUGAGGAGGAGGAUUUGUGUUUUGGGUGCAAGACACAUCUAGGGUUCCAAUACUGUAUCCUUGGCGAAGAAGAAGAGAUGGAAAACAAAGAUGAAUGUGAUGGAGAGGAAAAAGACGAAUUAAAGGCGAAGCUUUAUUUUAAUACCAAUACCAAUACCAAUUCCAAUACCAAUACCAAUCUUAACUCCACUUUCCAAUUACCCACUCCACAUGCUUCUCCACAGGAAGAAAAUAUCAUGUCUCGAAACAAAGAUGCAGCUAAAGUUGUUGCAAACUCCAACUCUUCGGAAGAGUUAUCACACUAUUCUGUCUCGACGCCAAAAUGUGUUAUGGAUGAAUACGAUGAACUUAUCCAACGCGCCAAAAGAAAAGGACUGCAAGAGCCUGAGAAUGACGGUAAAGGGCAACUGGAUCUGCAAGACUCUGCACCAAAACGACGAAAAUCGAGCAGAUUGCAAACUAUUGAAGAGCAACAAUUUCAGAAAAGAAAGGAUCACGCUGCCAAUUUUAGCAAAAACAAGUUGAAAAGGGCAAAGGCAAAAGCAAAGGCAAGGGCAAAGAAGUUUGGUAUGCGCAAGAUGAAUGAGCGCACAUUUGAUAAUGAUUCUAGAAAGAUUUGUCUUGAAUGCAUUACAAAGAGGAAAACGAUUCCGAAAUCUUCCAUUGUGAUUUAUCAAAAUCAGCCGGAGCAAAUGAGAGAAUUAUUGACUAAAGCUGAAUUGAAAAUCAUGUCUUUGGAAAAAUAA